Callithrix jacchus (white-tufted-ear marmoset) is the source of this 4573-nucleotide messenger RNA. The record is from RefSeq and is a predicted model, not a curated record. Lineage: Eukaryota; Metazoa; Chordata; Mammalia; Primates; Cebidae.
CCUCCCCGCCCCUUCCCCAGCCGGCGCUCCCGUUACGCCGCGGAGCCGGGAGCCGGAGCCCGAGCCCGCGGCGGCGGCGGGAGGCUGCGAGGGGGCGCCGCGGCGGCGGCGGCGGGGCCUGCGGGGCCUGCGGGGCGGGCGGCCGGGCCCGGCCAGGCCGCGAUGGCGACCAAGAAGGCGGGCUCGCGGCUGGAGACGGAGAUCGAGCGCUGCCGCUCCGAGUGCCAGUGGGAGCGGAUCCCCGAGCUAGUCAAGCAGCUGUCGGCCAAGCUCAUCGCCAACGAUGACAUGGCAGAACUUCUUCUCGGGGAGUCAAAGCUGGAGCAGUACCUGAAGGAACACCCACUGAGGCAGGGGGCCAGUCCCCGGGGCCCCAAGCCCCAGCUGACUGAGGUCCGCAAGCAUCUGACCGCCGCCCUGGACCGAGGGAACCUUAAGUCAGAAUUCCUACAAGAAUCCAAUCUGAUCAUGGCCAAGUUGAAUUAUGUGGAAGGUGAUUAUAAAGAAGCUCUGAACAUUUAUGCCCGGGUGGGCCUGGACGACCUGCCGCUGACAGCUGCCCCCCCCUACAGGCUGCGGGUGAUUGCAGAAGCCUAUGCUACCAAAGGACUUUGUUUGGAGAAGCUGCCUAUUUCUUCUUCUACCAGUAAUCUCCAUGUGGACCGGGAACAGGAUGUCAUCACCUGUUAUGAGAAAGCAGGGGACAUCGCACUCCUGUAUCUCCAAGAGAUAGAAAGGGUAAUACUUACUAAUAUUCAAAACAGAAGCCCUAAGCCUGGCCCUGCUCCCCACGAUCAAGAACUAGGUUUUUUCCUAGAAACAGGACUUCAGAGAGCCCAUGUCCUCUAUUUCAAAAAUGGGAUAGAUGUGCAUGAAGACCAACAGAACUUGACAAGAGGAGUCGGAAGAUUUAGAGAGCUUCUCAGAGCAGUUGAGACGAGAACGACUCAAAACCUGCGAAUGACAAUAGCCAGGCAGCUGGCAGAGAUCCUGUUGCGGGGUAUGUGUGAGCAGAGCUACUGGAACCCUCUGGAGGAUCCACCGUGCCAGUCACCUCUGGACGAUCCUCUCCGCAAAGGAGCAAACACAAAAACCUACACUCUCACUCGGAGAGCCCGUGUCUACUCAGGAGAGAACAUUUUUUGUCCUCAAGAAAAUACUGAAGAAGCCUUGUUGUUGUUGCUGAUUAGUGAGUCAAUGGCCAACCGGGACGCUGUGCUGAGCAGGAUACCCGAACACAAGAGUGACCGCCUCAUCAGUCUGCAGAGCGCAUCUGUGGUCUAUGACUUACUGACCAUUGCUCUUGGAAGAAGAGGCCAGUAUGACAUGCUGUCAGAGUGCCUAGAAAGAGCCAUGAAGUUUGCCUUUGAGGAGUUCCACCUGUGGUACCAGUUUGCUUUGUCCCUGAUGGCUGCUGGAAAGUCUGCCCGUGCUGUGAAGGUGCUGAAAGAGUGUAUCCGCCUAAAGCCAGAUGACGCCACCAUUCCCCUCCUCGCUGCCAAGCUCUGCAUGGGCUCCUUGCACUGGUUGGAAGAGGCUGAAAAGUUUGCCAAAACUGUCGUUGACGUGGGAGAGAAAACAUCAGAGUUCAAGGCCAAAGGCUACUUAGCUCUGGGGCUCACAUACAGUCUGCAGGCCACUGACGCUUCUUUGCGAGGGAUGCAGGAGGUCCUACAGAGAAAGGCGCUUCUUGCAUUUCAGAGGGCCCACAGCCUGUCACCCACAGAUCACCAAGCAGCUUUCUACCUGGCUCUGCAGCUUGCCAUCUCCAGACAGAUUCCAGAGGCUCUGGGGUACGUCCGCCAAGCUCUUCAACUUCAAGGUGACGAUGCCAACUCCCUGCACCUCCUUGCCCUCUUGCUGUCAGCGCAGAAGCAUUACCAUGAUGCUCUGAACAUCAUCGACAUGGCCCUGAGUGAAUACCCCGAAAAUUUCAUACUACUGUUUUCCAAAGUGAAGUUGGAGUCUCUCUGCCGGGGCCCGGAUGAGGCGCUCCUGACUUGUAAGCACAUGCUGCAGAUAUGGAAAUCCUGCUACAACCUCACCAACCCCAGUGAUUCUGGACGUGGGAGCAGCCUCUUAGAUAGAACCAUUGCUGACAGACGACAGCUUAAUACAAUUACUUUGCCAGACUUCAGCGAUCCCGAGACAGUGUCAGAUUCCUCCUCCUCCUCCUCCUCUCCUCUUUCAAGAACCGAAUCUCCUCUCCACCUGUUUGUGUCUCCUCAUCUUCAUUCUCAUCCCAAACCUGACACCUUUGUGUGGCCCCCUGCAGCUCAUUCAUUCAGUGACGCAGGUCCCCGCCGGGAACCCUCUCUCUGUAAACAUGGUUUUUCCUUUCUUGUUAGACCUACUUCAUUUGCCUGUUUUACUUUCUGAUAAUCUUCCUAACUGAUAAGCUGGAGAGGAAACUUCAUCAGACUUGCCAGAGAGAAAUCUUGCUCAUUUGAAAAUCCAAAAGCUGUUUGGGGCAGAAGGAAAUUGGAGAUUCAGAUAUUAGAGCCCAAGUUCCAGCCUCCUCUUUGAAAAGUAAAGGAGACCUUCUGGGCAGGAAAGAUGGAAGCUUUUCUAGAAUAUUGCCUCUAAUUCUUGGGUCCUUCCAUGCUUUCCUGGAGUUUGAUAUAAAUGCAUAAAAAUUAAUCCUAUUUAAGAAAAGGCAAAUUACAACAUUUUGCAAGUAAGAAUUUAAUCCUUAAAACCCGUUUUCAAUUUAGAAAUGAAUUCACCCAGUGUGUAAUCAUCAAGCCUGUAUUCUAAAGGUCGUGGCCACAGCACUUUCAACAUGGGUUCUCAAACUUUACCGUGCAUUAAAAUCACACAGAGAACUUUUAAAGCAGCUGAUCCCCUGGUCCCCACCAGCAACUUGAUAUUCACUGGGCCUGAGGUGGGGCCCGGGAAUCUGGAUUUAUAAAUUGCUCCCCUAUGAGUCCAAUGCCCAUGGAUUUAGACCACAUUUUGAGAAACAGUACUAUAAACUAUUUUCCAUUUGCAGUGAAGGAAAAUGUAGGGUUCGUGUUGUGAAACUGUGCAGAAAAAUUGAACGGUAUUUUAGUCUAAUCUUGCUUUUAAAUAACACAGAAAUUUUGAAAGUCAGCUUUAGGAAGUUCCAGAACCUGUCCAUGAACAGCCCCGACAACAAGAAAGAUGCCUAUGUGAAAACGAACACUGGUUGGUAAAACUCUUAAAUGGGACCUAAAUCUGAAUCUGACCCAGGGAGUCCAUACUUGUUUUCUUUCACUGAUUUAUUUAAUGUUCACUGCCAGCACUGCCAGAAAAUUUAAUCUCUGUAUCUAUGAAUGAUAAGGGCUCAUCUUUGUUCCACAUGCCCAGUCAUAUGCUGAACAAAAGCUCUUAAGGGGAAAGUGCUGCCAGAAAGAUCCGCUUUCUCUAAUGCGCGCCUCUUUCAGAUGGCUCACCCGCUGUGUUCAGCUCACACACAGAAAGCCGGGGCAGAAAUGAGAUUACCAUUUAAAAUAAACCAUCCAUGCUGAGAAACCCGCUGACCAUACUUAUCUGCAUAUUAAGUGUUCUGAACUUUGCUUCCCUGGGAACGGCCCUUUUAUGAAAUGGAAGAUGAAGAUAUUGUUUAAACACUGUGUAUGUUGUUUUUAAUGCACUUCUUAAAAUAGGCAUUUUCCCUUAAUACAAUGCCUACUGGCAAUUGCCAACUUUAAUUUUUCCAGAAAAAUUCUUUACAUUGACUUUUGUUGAGUUUAUUGUCUUAAAAUGGGAUCUUCCCAUUCUAGAACAACAUGGUAUGUUCCCACUGUCGCGUCCACUCUCUGCACAACAGACCCACCUGCCAGUAUCUUUCAUGUUGCAUCCUGGGAGCCCUGUGCUCCUGUAAGCCUUUGAAAAGUGAAGUCCUGAUUCUUCCAGUGAGGCACUUCGUGUCUGAUUAAUCAGUGACUUGCUGGGGUGAUGAGCACCCACUGGGCUUUCUGCUCAAUGGAGUAUGUCCUGGGCAGGCUCAGUUGUUUAUUCUUAAUAAGCUGAAGUCAUCUUUCCAGCCUCAGGGAGUGUCUAGCCAGUGACCAGGUAUUUCAACUAAGACAGAAGCUCUCAAGAAUCCACCCCCUCCCAUAGAGUCAGCAUUUAGUUAGAGAGGGGAAAACAUACUGAUAAACAUGGAAUUUCUUUAUCAAAAUUGUAAUGAAUUCAAGUCCCAACUUUUCUGUUGGGACCUGAAGUGUUAUGAAUUUCUCCCUCCAACCCUUUGACUUUAUAGAAAGGAAACCUGGCCCAACCCUAUAAACCACUGGAAUCAUGAUUAGGGUUAAUGUGUGGAAAGACCUGAAACCUGCUCGUUUGAUUAUUUUUCCCUUCCCUUUGGAAUGUGUUUUGUUUCCAGAGCAGGAAACAAAGCACAUUGCAUGAAUCGGUCAGCUUUCAUGUGCUGGGUGAACAUUUAAAUGGAUGGGGAAUGCCCAGUUGUCCUUUCUUUGGUUUAAAAAGAAAUUGUUAAUGGAAAAACGUGUGUCACUCUUGAAUGGAAAUAUGAUUCUAGAUAGCCAGACUUACAGUUGGAAGGUUAUUGGAACUCCAUUCGCUUUUUCAGCCUUAAUUUUGAUUU